AUGCGUGUCUCAGAGACACACGAAAUCGUGUCUAGGGACAGAUUGUUAGCGCUCCGCGACAUCCUGCUCUGCAAGGGUCUGCGUCGCAAUGUAGCCAACAACAAUGGGACCGGACAGGAGCAGAUCGAGAGGGAUCGCAGGCAGCUGCCCUCCCUGGUGGAGGCCGGGAGGCACGCCGGUCGUUCACGGGUUGUUUUCAGUGGCAGCAACAUCAACCUACACCUCUGGAUCCGAGACUCGUUCAUCUCCAUCGUCCAAAACAAGACGCGGGUGUUGAUCCUCGCCUUCUUCAUCAUCUACCAGCUCUUCUUCUGGAGCUGGGGUUCCCUCUACUACCUGCUGGUCCGAUUCAAGCCGGGCUGCAUCUACGGCGCCGACAGCUUCGUGGAGGCCUGGGUGUUUGCCGUGGUGACGCAGAUGACUGUAGGAUAUGGCAAUACGGGUCCUCAGAACUGCUGGCCCGUCUCCGUCAUGAUUGUGGUCCAGGGCAUUCUCUCGGUCCUCCUCGGCGCCAUGGUCGUUGGCAUCAUGUUUGCGCGCAUCUCGCACCCGCACUACCGCGGCCGCUCCAUCUACAUGAGCGACCGCGCGUCCAUAGCCAGGCGGGACGGCACCCUGAAGCUCAUGUUCCGCAUCGCCGACAUCCGACGCACACAGGUAGUGGAACCUCAUGUCAAGACCUUCUUAUACACCUGGGGCUCCGGCCGGGUGACAGCCGAGGGCGAGAAGAUUCCAGUACGUUGCGAGGCGCUGGACAUCGGAUAUAUCGACGGCAUGCUGCUGCUGCCCCUCAUCAUUGAGCACACCAUCGACGAGCGGUCACCCCUCUGCGGCCACACCCACGACAGCCUGACCAGCCUGAAUGCGGAGAUCGUGGUGACUUUUGAGGGAACCACAGAGUUUGGCAACCCCUUCAUGGCUCGCCGCUCCUACCUGCCGCACGAGCUGCACUGGGGCGAGCAGUUCCUGCCCAUCAUCAUGCGGCCCGAGGGCUCGGAAACCAACAAGCACUAUGGUGUCGACCUCACGCACUUCCACGACCUGCGGCGGCAGAAGGACGUGCCGUCCGCGCCGGCCUCGGAGGUCUCGCACGCCGUGGUCAGCCGUGCGCUGAAGACCGUGCCCUACCCGCUGCUGGGCGAGAACACGCUGGUUGUGUCGGACAGCCUGUGCGUGAGCUGGACGCGGGGAGGCGCGCUGGAGCUGGUGGCGCGCGUGGGCGACACCUACCCCAAUCAGAUGGUGGAGGUGGUGGUGCACUUCAUCCUCUACCGCUGGUGCAGGCUGGAGGACCAGCAGCGCGACCCGCUGCUGCCCACCUUCACGCAGCACCGCCUGGAUGUCGGGUACAACACCGGCGCGGACCGCCUGAACCUGCGGCUGCCCGUGGAUGUGCGCCACGUCAUCGACGCCAGGUCGCCGCUGGCCAACUGGUUGGAGCCGGGGGGCGUGGACUCGGACCUUGGCUCCGAGAUCGUGGUCAUAAUGAACGGCUACCGCACGCGCUCCACAGACAACGUCCUGCGCCAGCGCACCUACAAUGUGGGGCAGCACGUGCGAUGGGGUCACCGCUUCGUGCCCAUCGUGCGGCCGCCCGGCUUCUCCGGCGACGGCAAGGCCAGGGUGCGGUGGGGUAAGUUCCACGCCGUCGUUCCGGACACACGCAAGGAGGUGGACGGGCACGCGGUCAGCGUCCCCGGGGGGCCCCGCAUACGCUUGGCCAAGGCUACCCCCGCGUCCCUUGCAGGGACCUCCACCGCGACGCUGUCGCGCAUGCCCAGCCGGCUGGGGCCUGGCGCCGUGGAGGCCAGCGACUACACCAUCCUGCCCAUGGACCUGCACCGCUACGCCGCCGAGAUCGCGAGCAUGGCGACGCCGGCCGGCGCCGUGGCGCCGGGGUCGCUGGACGCCGUGCCCGAGGACCGUGCGAUGCAGGACUCGGAGCUUUCUUUGAACGCGCCGCUGGUGGCGCAGAGCGCCCAGGACGAAGCGGACGCCGCGAAGAUGGCGCGCAACCUCAAGUGA
Messenger RNA from Auxenochlorella protothecoides, 2025 nucleotides. RefSeq names its product ATP-sensitive inward rectifier potassium channel 12. The transcript is spliced from 15 exons. Gene Ontology annotation, molecular function: inward rectifier potassium channel activity. Gene Ontology annotation, cellular component: plasma membrane. The record is from RefSeq and is a predicted model, not a curated record. Gene Ontology annotation, biological process: potassium ion import across plasma membrane; regulation of monoatomic ion transmembrane transport. NCBI's taxonomy places the organism in Eukaryota, Viridiplantae, Chlorophyta, Trebouxiophyceae, Chlorellales, Chlorellaceae. The coding region runs from base 1 to 2025 and encodes 674 amino acids.